Molecule: messenger RNA, 1354 nt
Organism: Oncorhynchus masou masou (cherry salmon)
Lineage: Eukaryota; Metazoa; Chordata; Actinopteri; Salmoniformes; Salmonidae
Gene: acp5b
Product: acid phosphatase 5b, tartrate resistant
Exons: 6
Coding region: 144-1115 (323 amino acids)
Biological process (GO): bone resorption
Molecular function (GO): ferric iron binding; ferrous iron binding; acid phosphatase activity
Source: RefSeq, a predicted model, not a curated record
CCACAAUACUGCUUCCUCUAUAUGAACAGUUCUAAAGAGAACAAAUGGAAAUCUUCUUCCUGUUACAGCGUGUGACACACUGACCAACUGCUCAACUGUUCGUUUUCUUUGUUAGUAAGUCUAUUCCUCUCCACUCUGGCAUAAUGGAUAGGUUGUAUCUGCUGCUACUGGUGUGCUUACAGUCAUUCUGGCCUCACUGCCAACCACUGGACCAAGCAUCGCUGCGGUUCAUUGGGCUGGGGGACUGGGGAGGACUCCCGCUCUUCCCUUACUACACCCCUCAUGAGGAGGCCAUCGCUGAGGAGAUGUCCUGGGCGGCCCAGACCCUGGGACUGGACUUUGUCCUCAGUCUGGGAGACCACUUCUACUAUGGCGGAGUGAAGGACGUGGAUGACCCACGCUUCAAGCACACCUUCGAGCGUGUCUUCUCUCAACCAUCACUCGUUGACGUCCCAUGGUACCUUGUGGCGGGAAACCACGACCAUCUAAAAAAUGUGUCUGCUCAGAUUGCUUACUCCAACAGAUCGGGGAGAUGGAGGUUCCCUGAGUUGUACUAUGAGCUCCAGUUCAAGGUUCCCCAGAGUAACGUGUCUGUGACCGUCCUGAUGGUUGACACCGUAGUGCUUUGUGGGAACACCUAUGAGGGGACCCAGCCCAAAGGAGAAGAGGACCCGAAGGCUGCUGCCAAGCAGUUCGACUGGAUCAACUCCAGACUGGCAAACAGCAAGUCAGAGUUCAUUGUGGUAGCUGGUCACUAUCCUGUCUGGUCCAUUGGUGAUCACGGCCCCACUAAGUGUCUUGUGGAUAGACUACGGCCACUGCUGAAGAAGUAUGAUGUCACAGUCUACCUGAGUGGUCAUGACCACAGUAUACAGUUUAUCAGAGAGGAUGAUGGGAGUUCUUAUGUGGUCAGCGGGAGUGGGGCCUUUACAGAAAUGUCCAUUCAUAACAUCAACAGCUUCCCGACUUCAUGGCAACGGUUCUCCAACGCUGUCAACCAUACAUCCGGUGGGUUUGCUUACUUUGAAGUCACAGAGAACAAUAUGACUGUCAGCUACAUCCAGACUGAUGGGAAAUGUGUUUACCAAACAGGACUGGCAAAACGCAAAGUCUGACACAGGCAAUGGCAUCACGAGAUAGUGAACAAUCAACUACUGCAGGCCUAAUAUGCUGACUGUUUCUAAGAGCAUACUGUAUCUUUAAGCAGUUUACAAAACUGAAAACAUCUUAUUCUAGUUCAAUUAAUCUUUUAACUCUGUUUUCUUUUGGUUAAUAAUUGUCUUGGACUGUAACCAAAAAAAAUGAAUAUGAUUUUCUCUGAAUUGCAAUUCUAAUAUAAUUUUAAUGUUUUGAA